This is a messenger RNA of Bipolaris sorokiniana ND90Pr, 1588 nucleotides long. RefSeq lists its product as uncharacterized. The coding region runs from base 1 to 1428 and encodes 475 amino acids. Lineage: Eukaryota; Fungi; Ascomycota; Dothideomycetes; Pleosporales; Pleosporaceae. The transcript has 5 exons. The record is from RefSeq and is a predicted model, not a curated record. Gene Ontology annotation, molecular function: O-methyltransferase activity.
AUGGACUUCAACUCAACCACGAACAAGCUCAUGCAGCUCGAGGCGCUACUGCAUUCUGCACUAGCCACACUGGGAGUAUCAAGCGUAAAUUACAAGAACUCUCUUCCUCCAAGAGCGCUGUUCGAUGCCCAAAGAACGAUUCUCGCUGCAGUUGGUAUGAUCACUGAACUAGUGAGUACGCCGAGCGUACGUCUUCUGGAAGUAUCUAUGCAAUAUUUCGAGGCACGAGCUUUACACAUAACAGCUGAAAAGCGGAUCCCAAACAUGCUUGCUGGCUGUGAUGAGAACGGUGUCGCGGUCAAAGAGCUGGCAGAGCAAGCGGGUUGCGACGCCCUGAAACUAUCUCGAAUUAUGCGUUGUCUUUGCUCCAUACACAUCUUCAAGGAAGUGCAGCCUGACCGGUUUGCGAAUAAUGAAGUGUCAGCUGCCUUGGUAAACAACGAGCCUCUCAGGGCAUAUAUUGUAAUGUUCGCAUUCGACCUGUACUCUGCUUCAGAUCAUCUACCUAGAUCUCUUUUCGAUAAGAAAAUGGGCCCUUCAUACGAUGUCGCAGAGACUGCCUUCCAAAAAGCUUUAGGCACCCACAAACCAAGAUGGGAGUGGUUCGAAGACAAGAUUACCGUGCAAAAUUUGCUGGACGGCCGUUGCGGGACUGACGGAGGACAAAGCGGAUAUCCUGGUCCUUUCGGCUCCGAGCUGGACAAGGCAGUGGAAGGCAAGGCUGGAUCUGAGCUGAUAGGCCGGCCAGAAUUGCCCAUCUUUGGCCUCGCAAUGGUUGGAGGAGGUAGAGUCCUUGGGAAGGCUCAUCUCUAUGACUAUCCUUGGGAAUCGCUAGGCUCCGCUUGUGUCGUCGAUGUGGGAGGAGGCGUUGGUGGAUUCUGUCUCCAACUUUCGCAGGUCUACCCGCAGUUGCGAUUUGUCAUACAAGAUCGCGCACCGGCGCUGGAGCAGGCAGAGACGGUAAUUUGGCCUAAAGAAAAUCCAGACGCUAUUGCACAACAAAGGGUGCAGUUCUAUCCGCAUGACUUUUUCGAACCAAACCCGGUAAAAGAAGCCGAAGUGUAUUGGCUUAGAUAUAUCAUGCACGAUUGGUCAGACGAGUACUGCGUCCGCAUUCUGAAAGCCAUCAAGCCUAGCAUGGGCCCACGAUCACGGAUUCUGAUCUGUGAUCAGGUCAUGAACACGACGCUGGGUUCGGAAGAGCUCACUGCUGCACCCUCUCCUUUGCCUGCUAACUGGGGGUAUUACACGCGUUACUCGCAUCAACGCGACCUCGCGCUUAUGGCAGCGAUAAACGGUAUUGAACGCACGCCUCGUGAAUUCCGUACUAUUGUUGAGAAAUCGGGAUUAAAGCUACUCAAGAUAUGGGACUGCCGCAGUCAGGUUUCAUUAGUAGAGGUUGUACUGCCUGAGUCAGAACUAUUGUAAAGAAGAAGAGGGAAAAGAAGGCAGAAGGGAAAAAAAGAAGCAUGAGGCUACCGACUACGAGACGAAGGUAGGGUCCAUUUGGGAGACCAAGAGCUUCAAUGUUUUGCUGGGGAUGAGAAUUUUCAAUCAGAAUCAUUCAUAAUACAGAGUUCAACUAUGG